AUGUCUGUCGCUAUUUCUACCUUACAAGACCGUCUUCAGGCCGCGUCGACAGACUUUCAAAAAAUUCAAAAUGAUCUCUCGAACGUGGUAGAGGCUCGACAGCGGUUGGAGGCUCAACUGUCCGAAAACGAGCUCGUGAAGAAGGAAUUCUCGCAAUUGACUCCUUCAAAUACCGUAUACAAAAUGAUCGGUCCGGUGCUCGUGAAACAAGACCAGGCGGAGGCGAAGAGCAAUGUAGACACACGACUGGACUUCAUUAAGGGAGAGAUGAAGCGCGUCGAGGCGCAACUAAAGGAACUGGAUGAAAAUUCAGAGAAGAAAAAGAUGGAGAUUGUUGAGAUCCAGACUGCUCUCCAAGCACCCCAGGCUUCUGCAUCUACGUAA
This is a messenger RNA of Fibroporia radiculosa, 384 nucleotides long. RefSeq lists its product as uncharacterized. NCBI's taxonomy places the organism in Eukaryota, Fungi, Basidiomycota, Agaricomycetes, Polyporales, Fibroporiaceae. The record is from RefSeq and is a predicted model, not a curated record. Bases 1 to 384 code for a protein of 127 amino acids. Gene Ontology annotation, cellular component: cytoplasm; prefoldin complex. Gene Ontology annotation, biological process: protein folding; chaperone-mediated protein complex assembly. Gene Ontology annotation, molecular function: protein-folding chaperone binding. The transcript is spliced from 4 exons.